GAGGCUCCGGAGUUGGGCGAGCUGGCCACGCCCCGGCGGCGGUCUCCGCCGGAGCCGCUGGCCGUCGACGGCCCGCUGCCGGCGCCCAUGGAGGCAUCGUCGGCCUCGCGCAUGCCCCCAGCUGAAAUGCGCAUGCAGGCGGAGGGCUUCCAGGACGGCGAGGACGACCCAGAGCUCGUCAUCCCAGGCAUCUCGGACUACCCAGUGCUCGAGGCCCAGCCGCCGCUCGGCACAACCUUCGAUCUCACCAAGUCGAAGAUGCUCCGCGAGAUGCCGGCGGUGCCUCGAGCGGCUCCCGAGGAGCCAGGGCCGCCCGAAGACGACCUCGAUGCUGCCCGCGAGGAGCUGGAGCGGGAGUUGGCGGCGAUGAGAGACGACCCGAACGCCAUGCAGGGUGGCCAGACCUCCAUCUCGCGGUGCUCGACGCCUGCGACCCAGGCGAUGACGCGGCCGGAGCACGACUUCAUCCGCCGCCACCUGCCGAUGGAGCUGCAGCAGCGGUACUUGAAGCCGGUCGCCCCCCUGUCCGAAAUCGUGAAGAAGGGCGUCAAGGUCGCGUGGCAGGACAAGCCGGCGUUCAACGCCGACCUCCGGGCGCGCUCCACCACGCGCCGCAUCGCCGCAGGCAUCGAGCCAGGCAUCAUGCGCAUCGCCCUGCAGAGGUCGGCGGCCACCGGCGCCAAGUGGACGCAGAUGUUCCGGCCUGGGUUCAACGACAUCGUCAACGAGUCUUUCAAGGUCGGGUGCAACGCCUGCGUGCUCAGCAACCUGUACCUGAACGACAAGCAGGGCCGGGAGCAGUUCCAGAAGCUCUACACGCAGGA
Molecule: messenger RNA, 824 nt
Organism: Prorocentrum cordatum
Lineage: Eukaryota; Dinophyceae; Prorocentrales; Prorocentraceae
Source: the annotation of a GenBank genome assembly